CAAACAUAAUGUGCAAUGGGACCAUUUCCCAUAUAAUUGAAGAACAAAGCCAAAAAGCUUAUCAUCUCACCCAACCACUCCCAAAAAUUCGGCCACACACUCUCAAGGAGGAGGAGGAGCUCUGAAAAUAUCAUCCUCCAUAGCCAUGAACCGAGCUCAUGUUUGAAGGAGGUUCAAGGAAGAAGAAAAGCUUGGAAAAGAAGAGAAAAACUUAGUAAAAUUAAGGUAAUGACUUCAUUAGUAUUUUCCUCCUUCAUUUUAAUCUCAUAUGAUUUUAUAAAUCAUAUGAUAGACUUUUAAAAUUGUUCUACACUUCUAGAGGUGUAGAAUGAGGGUUUGAAAGAUUAAGUUUAACCACGAACGGAGUUAUGACCGGAGUAAGACCGGUUCACCGGAAAACACCUUCUUGGAAGGUUUUGACGUUUAUACCACUUUUGGUUGUGAAACCUUGUUAGGAAUUUUACCAAGGUAUUCUAGACUUCUCAAGGAACCUAGGAGUGGCCGGAAAGUCGCCGGAGCCGCCGGAGUUUUCGCCGGAAAAUUCAAAAGUCACCGGAGUUCAAACAAAGAAGAUAAAAGCUUGCUAGCGCCAUUUCAAGGUUGAAGCUAGAGCUUACUUCCUGCACCCGUUGCUCGGGAGAUCGAUGGAGAGAAGACGUGGAAUGGGUGGUAGCGAUAGGGCAAUUCGAGGGAAUCCGAGAGGGCGCACACUGGGAAUAGCCGAGAAAGCCAAUCGGGGAAUAUCAAGGUCGCCAAAAAGGCGAGGUAGGGGCCACCAAGGCCAACAAACACGAAGUGCGAUGGCUGAUCGCAUGAUGACUGAAUUCGAGUCGUGGAACUCGGAGGAUGACUCAACUUAUCACCCUGAUAGCAAGUCAGAUGAAACUUCUUUUGAGGAAAACAGUGGAGAGGAUAUACAUAGUAUUCCUCCUGACCAGAUUAGUGAGAUGUACCAAUGGUACCAGCGUGAAAGGGAAAGACAACGACAGAGAUCCCAGGUGGGACAUGUCAGAGACGAGACCUCUCGCAGGAGGGGUCGGGGUGCUCAUAGAGCACAUGUUAGGACAGUCAGAGAUUCUGAUGGCGAAGGACCAUUCAUUAAGAUCUCAAAGUACCUCAAAGAGGCUAGGGCCUUGGGGUGCAAACCGUUUGAUGGGACGGGGGAUAUCUCGGAAGCGGCCGAGUGGAUAAAAAGGUUAAAUGAUGCAGCCGAUGACAUGCAAGUGGUCCCUGAUCGGAAGUUAAGGGUAGCCACUAGAUUGUUGGAAGGUUUAGCUUCUACUUGGUGGGAAGGCAUCAAAGGUAAGUUUGACGGAGUUGUCACAUGGGACAACUUCGAGCAAUCAUUCUAUGAACAGUUUUAUACCUCUUUCGAAGUUAAUCGAAAGAGGAGGGAAUAUACAAAUCUCAAACAGGGCAAUGAGUUUACGGUGAAGCAAUUGGAACAAAGGUUCCGACAUUUGGCAAGGUUCUUGCCUGAAUAUGCCGCCAAUGAGGAUCGAAUGGCGAACCAUUUUUGGAAUGCACUGAAUUUGGAGGUACGCGAAAGGGCGACCUAUCAAUUCAACAUGACUUUUAGUCAAGUAGUAGCCCAGGGUCUCCAGGGGGAGGAGCUUUGGGAGGAAAGGCAAGCAAGGGAUGCUAAGGAAGCACAAGAAAGAGAUCAGGUGAUCAUUCACCCUCCACGACGAGAGAGGAAGUAUGAACUUCAGAGCAAGGGGGACUUUAACAAGUUAGUUCCAUUUUUUAGUGAGAGCCAGGACUUGGUAAGUCAAAGCUCAAGCACUCGGGGUACGGGAGCACCCAAGUGUGAGAAUUGUAGGCGAAGGCACUACGGGAGAUGUCGAGAUCCAUCUAGAUGUUACUUUUGUGGAGAAACAGGCCACAUCAAGGUCCUUUGUCCUCAACGUACGCGUGAAGGAACAUUAGGAGCUAGAGGAGGGGUCACGGGGGUUGAAAACCCAAGUAGAGUUGCCUCAAAUAUCGUACCUUCUACAAGUCAAUGGCAAACUCGCCCAUGAAGGCCGGGAAUGGCGAAAGCCAUUAGUUGGACCCGACUAUAACAUAAGAUAUUUUUAUGUUAUGAAUUCCUAUUCGAAAUUUCCAUAAAUAUUUUUUUAUGUUCAAAAUUGUUAGCCUCAGAUAAUGAGGGGAGAAAUGUUUCUCAAGGUUCAGACGUUAAUUUCGGGGACGAAAUUCCUGUAAGGGGGGGUGAACUUGUAACACCGGACCCGAAUUUUACCCAGAUAAAAUUUUUUCGUAAAGUACUUGGUUAAAGAAGGUAAAUCAAGACUAAGAGUAGUCUCGAUAAAUGAGAAAGUAAAAUUUUGUCCUAAAUUAAUAAAGGGUUAUUAAUUUAGACGUAGGACCACACGUGGUAUUUCAAGUUUAUAAAAUAUUACUAUUUUCCAAAACGAUACUAUUAUGAUAGUAGGAAUGGGUCGUGGACCCCAUUGUUAUAAAGAGCGACAACUGGACGGCCGAGCGGGCCAGGGCCACUAUUCGAUAGUGGGGAGUCCUUAAUUAUCGGACUGUCAAUAAUUCGUAGGACUACGAAUUUAUAACAGAAGAAAUAUAAACAUUCUAAGAAACCAAAAUAAUGGGAUGAAUAAUAUUGAUUAACUUGGUAUAUUAAAGGAUGGUACUUUUGGAGGACCCUACCUUAAAGAUAUUUUAUUUUGGGAACAAACAGAUAAGAUUUUAUCUGUUUUUACAUUUGGGAUCACUUAAAAAGAUGUGUAGCAUUUUAUUAAAAUGUCACAAAAUAUCAAUACACAUAUUGAGUCAUGAGAAAUUGCUAAUGAAUUUACGAGAUGACGCGUUCUCAUUUUUACUGUUACUUGAACAGUAAAAUACACGUUGGGCCCACACGUGAGUGACGACCAUCCGAUAUUUACGGACCAAAUAUUAUAUUCAUCUUGGUCUAGAUAAUAUUUAUAUGAGGUUGUAAAUAAAUUGAGCCAUAAAGUUGGCCUUUCGAUCAAACGAGGUCCCAUUACCGGUAUAGGUAAUUAAACAGAUAACAGCCCGAAAUUAAUUUCGGCGACCACGAAAUUAAAGUGGGAUAAUAUAUAUUCAUUCUAAAGGCCAAUAUUAAUUGGAAGAAUGAUAUAUAUUUUAUUUGACCCGAUAAAAUGAAAUUUAAUUAAAACAGUCCAGAAAAUACAACUUUCGGGGCCGAAUGUACACUUCGGGACUUAAAGGGAUGACCUCCCACAUGGGUGGGGACCACCCCACGAUUUUGUCAAUCAAAUAACUCUGGAUUGACUCAUGUUGGGGCUGUGAGACAAAGGAAAAUGGGGGAAGGACCAAACAUAAUGUGCAAUGGGACCAUUUCCCAUAUAAUUGAAGAACAAAGCCAAAAAGCUUAUCAUCUCACCCAACCACUCCCAAAAAUUCGGCCACACACUCUCAAGGAGGAGGAGGAGCUCUGAAAAUAUCAUCCUCCAUAGCCAUGAACCGAGCUCAUGUUUGAAGGAGGUUCAAGGAAGAAGAAAAGCUUGGAAAAGAAGAGAAAAACUUAGUAAAAUUAAGGUAAUGACUUCAUUAGUAUUUUCCUCCUUCAUUUUAAUCUCAUAUGAUUUUAUAAAUCAUAUGAUAGACUUUUAAAAUUGUUCUACACUUCUAGAGGUGUAGAAUGAGGGUUUGAAAGAUUAAGUUUAACCACGAACGGAGUUAUGACCGGAGUAAGACCGGUUCACCGGAAAACACCUUCUUGGAAGGUUUUGACGUUUAUACCACUUUUGGUUGUGAAACCUUGUUAGGAAUUUUACCAAGGUAUUCUAGACUUCUCAAGGAACCUAGGAGUGGCCGGAAAGUCGCCGGAGCCGCCGGAGUUUUCGCCGGAAAAUUCAAAAGUCACCGGAGUUCAAACAAAGAAGAUAAAAGCUUGCUAGCGCCAUUUCAAGGUGAGUGGACGACUACGUGUCUUGUAACUCUUGGGUCAAACGUGGGAUUACCUAAAUAAAAUCCUUAUCAUGAUUUGAGGAAUGAUUAAAUGGAUUAAAAUGCAUGAUUAGUCAUGGGGAAUAUGAAUUAUGGAAAUAUUACUUGAUUAAUGAAUAAGAGAUUUAUUUGUGGAUUAAUCAUGAAUAUAUUAUUGUCAAAUGUAUAAAAAAAAUGCAUACAUGGACUAUGUAUGAGAUGACUAGAGUAAUCUAGUAUGUGAAUAUGUAUAGAAAUGUUUAAAAGUGUUAAACAUGUGAUUAGCUAUAAUGAGUAUAAGUUAUGUGAAAAUGGCAUGAUUAAUGAGUAAAAGAAUUAUUGAUAUUUUGAUGAAGGAUAAUCAUGGAUGAUUUGGCUAAGGUGAUUCAAGAUGGUAUUCUUGAAGGAUUCAAGUACAUAAUCAGACAUGUCAUUAAAUUAAAUCUAGUUAUGAAGAAUAAACUAGAACGAAAUAUAUACACGAUUAAUAAGUAUGAAGUACUUAUUAAUAGUUGUGAGAAGACGGCUUUAUGCUUCAUAACUUUUGAGUGAGGCAUAGAUUACCUAAAGUAAUCAAGAAUAUAUUUUAUUGAAUGAUUAAAGAUAAUCAAGUUUGUGUUAUGCCAUGAUUAUAUGUAAAAAUAUAGUUGAAAGGCAUGUUAAGUAAGCUUGAUGAUUUAAAAUGUGAUAAUUAAUUAUGUAUGAUGUUCCAAGGACCCAAAAAGGUAUUUUUGGAUUAAGGAAGUCAAGAAGUACAUGUGUAUAAAAUUUCACGUAAAUCGGACUUCGUUUGUGCGGUCAAACGGGCGUUGACCGUCAAGUCAAAGGCUAUACCCGACCGGGUAUAAGUAAAUACCCGACCGGGUAUUAGCUAAAAUCAGUUCCAGAGGCUACUGCCUCACCAUACCCGACCGGGUAUGGGUAAAUACCCGACCGGGUAUUAAUUAGAAAUGGUUCCAGGGGCUACUGCCUCACCAUACCCGACCGGGUAUGGGUAAUACCCGACCGGGUAUGGGUAAUACCCGACCGGGUAUUGGGUUAUACACCCAAUAUGCAGUUUUUGAGUGAGUUUAUGUGGGACGAUCGGGUGGGACCCGUCCACAUUGGUUGCUAAGGCUUCAAAUACGGUUUAAACGCUAAGACUUGGACUAGUCAUUAGUAGAAGAAUUUAUAGACCACGACCGGGCGAGGUAAGUGGUAGAUUAUACAUGGCGGGUGAAUACCCGGGACCGAGUAAGGUUGGGUAAAACUCUGUAGGACCAGGAGGAGUCCUCUAUACUCAAAUGAUAACAAGGGCCCGUGUAGUCCUUGAGGUGUGUUAACCUCCAGCAAAUUACACAUAGUUAACAAGGGCAAAUGCAGUCCUUGAGGUGUGGUAUCCUCCAUCAAAUUGCAUAUAGGUAACAAGGGCCCGUGUAGUCCUUGAGGUGUGUUAACCUCCAGCAAAUUACACAUAGUUAACAAGGGCAAAUGCAGUCCUUGAGGUGUGGUAUCCUCCAUCAAAUUGCAUAUAGGUAACAAGGGCCCGUGUAGUCCUUGAGGUGUGUUAACCUCCAGCAAAUUACACAUAGGUAACAAGGGCAAAUGCAGUCCUUGAGGUGUGGUAUCCUCCAUCAAAUUGCAUAUAGGUAACAAGGGCCCGUGUAGUCCUUGAGGUGUGGUAUCCUCCAGCAAAUUACACAUAGGUAACAAGGGCAAGUGCAGUCCUUGAGGUGUGGUAUCCUCCAUCAAAUUGCACAUAGGUAACAAGGGCCCGUGUAGUCCUUGAGGUGUGUUAACCUCCAGCAAAUUACACGUAGGAUGAGGGUGUAUGCGUACUCCUCAAGGCGGGGUUAGCCCCGGGAAUGUAAACUAUGAUUGUAAGGACGGAUAGUCCUCGAGGUAGGUGAACCUCAAGGUAAUGAUUUUAAAUGAUUAAACGUGCUUGAUCGGGAAUGAGUUUCCGAUAGGAUAUUUUCCUUGGUCUAGGAAUUGAUUUAAACCAUGUCCGUGAUAUGGGAGUCCGAAGGGCCCCCACAGUAAUUAUAUUUUGAUAUCGGGUGAGUCAGCCUGCGGGUGACUCCACUCGAGGGUAAGACAUGGGAAGGGUGAAUUUAAUGAGGCUGUUACGCCUAAAUGAUUUGAAGGACAAAUGGGCCCACGGGCCGGAUAUUUUACUCAUAGGUAUAUAUGUAUACAUUUUGUUUUAAAAAGGGGUAGCUAAGAGUUAUGCCCAUAAUUAUACUAUCACCCUAUUUUGAGGGUCUCACGUGAGAAACGUUAGUUACAUUACAUACAGUUUGCCCUCACCAGUACUUUUCUGUAGUACUGAUCCCUCGGGGGAACCACCCUUUCAGGUUGAAGCUAGAGCUUACUUCCUGCACCCGUUGCUCGGGAGAUCGAUGGAGAGAAGACGUGGUUCGUGCUUCCUCUGGUUCUAUUUCUAAAUAAUUAAAUAAUGCUCAUGGAACUAUUUUGACUUAUAAAUUAAUGGAGCCUGCGAGCUCUUGUUUUACCCUUGUGUGGGUUCUUAUUAAACACUUAUAUUCCGCGAUGUGUUGAAUUGUAUGUUGAUGUUGUUAUGUAUGUUUACUAAUCGGUUUUGGCAUAUGUAUCUAUCGGACGUCUUGUGCAAUUCGGUAAGGAUGAACUGCGGUUAUUCUUAUUGGGUUGUACGACGGUUGUCCACGUGGCACAGACGCGGUCUGGGGCGUGACAUAUACAACAGAAGAAAAGAUAUAUGGCGGCCGACCGACGCGAUUUCAUCCGGAGGGAGACAGCAACUCUCCUCAGCAUCAAACAUAUCCGGCCGGUCAUCCACGUGGAGUGGUUGGCCAACGUGGUACUAGCCCCAAAGGGCGACACUUGGCGGAUGUGCGUCGAUUACUCGGACCUCAACAAAGCUUGUCCGAUGGACCCUUACCCUGUCCCGAGGAUCGACUUGCUGGUAGAUGAGACAGCAGGCUGCGAGCUGCUCAGCUUCAUGGACGCAUUCAGAGGCUACCAUCAGGUGUUCAUGCACCCCGAUGAUGCCGAAAAAAACGGCGUUCGUCACGGCGGACGGCGUGUACUGCUACAUCGUCAUGCCGUUCGGCCUGAGGAACGCCAUGGCUACUUUUCAGAGGAUGAUUGGGAUGUUGUUCAAGGACGUACUUGGGAAAACAAUGGAAGCUUACGUGGAUGACAUCCUGAUCAAGAGUAAGAAAAAGGAGGACCAUGUCCAGGACAUGGAGAGGGUCUUCAGCAUCAUGGAAAGGGCAAGCAUGAGGCUCAAUCCAAAAAAGUGUGCCUUCGCCGUCAGGGGCGGCAAGUUCCUCGGCUACAUGAUGAGCGAGCGGGGGAUCGAGCCUAACCCGGAGAAGGUGAAGGCAAUCAUGGACAUGGAGGCCCCAAAGAACCUAAAAGACGUGCAGCGACUCACCGGGCGUCUGGCAGCCCUGAGCAGAUUCUUAUCCAAGCUGGCUGAUAAGGCGAUUCCCUUUUUCCAGAUCAUGAAGAAGGCCAAUCCCUUUCAAUGGACCCCGGAGUGCCAGGCUGCUUUCGAAGAUUUCAAGGUAUAUCUCUCCUCUCCGCUCGUCCUCACCAAAGCGGAUCCCGGGGAGAGAUUGUACAUGUACUUGGCAGUAGCCGAUCUGGCCGUAAGUGCCGUGCUGCUGAAGGAAUCUGAAGGCGUUCAGCGGCCAAUAUAUUUUGUAAGUAAGGCGCUGAACGGUCCCGAGACAAGGUACACACUGAUUGAAAAGACGAUCCUCGCCUUGAUUGCAUCCAUCAAGCGCCUGGCGCCGUAUUUCCAAGCACACCCGGUGACCAUCUACACGACGCAGCCCCUCGCCACAGUCCUCAGGAACCCAAUGGCAAGCGGGAGGAUAACCAAGUGGUCCUUGAUGAUCGGCCAGUAUGACGUGGACUUCAAGCCAAGGCCGACGAUCAAAGGACAGGCUCUGGCGGACUUCAUUGCGGAAUGCACCGCGCGCACCGAGGACGAAUCCCAUGACAGCAACGACUUUGACAAUUGGUGGGAGAUGUACACCGAUGGAGCCUCGAGUGCGCGGGGCUGUGGCGGAGGAGCGGUGAUCACUUCCCCCAAGGGUUUCAAAGCCUACUACUCUAUGAAAUUUGAGUUCAAGGUCACCAACAACGAGGCUGAGUACGAGGCGCUUAUCGCAGGGCUGAAAUGCGCAAAAGCCCUCGGAGCAGCUCGUCUGAAGGUGAGGAUGGACAGCCAGCUGGUGGUAACCCAGAUGAACGGCACUGCAGAAACCAGGGAGGAAAAGAUGAAGGUUUACAGGGAGUUAGCGGAGGAACAGACCGCUCAGUUCGAGCAGGUGAUCCUUGAGCAGGUAUCACGGGUGGAAAAUGCAGAGGCGGACAUACUAUCAAAGCUAAGCAACCCCCCAACUGAUGAUCCGGCGUCAAGCAUCCCCCGCCACAUCAGAGGCUUCGUCAGGCAGGAAGUGUUCCCAGCACCGGCGACGGACGUCAUCCAGGUAGAGGUUAUCUCCAUCGCCGAACCUAACUGGGCGAAGGAGAUAGCAGAUUACCUCAGAGAUGGAACACUCCCGGAACCCGACGAGGAGGGCAGCACAAGAAGAGCUGCAUGGGUAAAGAGGUGUGCCCCUAACUUUGAACUCAUUGAUGGGCAACUCUAUAAGAAGACGCUCGGCGGACCUUACCUCAGGUGCCUCCCGCCGAGCCUAGCAGCAGCAGUGAUUGAAGAGAUACAUGAAGGGAUCUGUUCCAGCCACCAAGGGCCCCGAACCUUGGCCAGAAAAAUCAUCCUGCAGGGCUAUUAUUGGCCAACCAUACAGCAAGAUUGCUUCAACCACACUCGGAAGUGCGCGGUGUGCCAACAGUAUGCGCCUGUCCCUGGACGUCCGGCGAGCUUCUACACCCCGAUGACCAUCGCACUACCCUUUGCUAGGUGGGGCAUAGAUUUGCUGGGCCCUCUGCCGACGGCCGCCGGGGGAAGGAAAUUCGUCAUUGUGGCGAUUGAUUAUUUCACAAAGUGGGUGGAGGCCGAACCACUCGCCUCCAUCACUGAAUUCCAGUGCCAGAAGUUCGUCUGGCAAAACGUCAUAUGCCGCUUCGGGAUCCCGGAGCAGAUCGUCACCGACAACGGCCGGCAGUUCGUCGGUAGAGGAUUUGAGGCAUACUUGGCAAAGUGGGGCAUCAGGCACUCUAAGGCCUCGGUGGCCUACCCGCAGGCCAACGGCCAGGUGGUGAACAUGAACCGGACCAUCAUGGAUGGGAUCAAGAAGAAGUUGGAAGACUACACCUCCACCUGGACGGAGCAGCUGAAUUAUGUCUUGUGGACGUACAGGACGACGCCAAGAACGGCGACCGGGGAAACCCCUUUUGCCUUGGCUUACGGAUUCCAAGCUAAGGUGCCGACGGAGGUGUUGGUACCUACACAUCGCACCAAGCACUUCCGGCCGGAGGACAACGAGACCAACCUACGAGCGGAGCUCCAUUUCAUUGAGGAACGGAGGGACCGAUAGGCUCGUUCCGUUCCUAUCUUUUCACCCAUAUUUGGGUGUUAAUUUUUUUAUUUUUAUAAUUAACCGAGUGACUAUUGGGGGGUUUGAGUGAAAAUUUGCUAUUUUUCGGUCCCGGUGGCAGUCAUAUUGGAAAUAGUAUUUUUUCUACACAAUUUGACAUUUUUGGAGUAAUUUGAUUGUAAAGUUACAUAUUAUUAGCGGGUGUGGUGAGUUGUUAUUGUACAGGCCGAGUUUGCGGUGAAUAUGUUUGGACCAGAUCAUUUAAGGACUGUUUUUGAAGUUAAGUGCAAUCCAAAAUGACAAAAGAAGAAGCAAUGUUAGCAGCCCAAAAGAAAAAGAAAAAAAAGGAUCAGCUGGGUUUUUCCCUGGAACUGGCAGCCGCACAUUCAUUCAUUCUUUCCUUUUCAUUUUUUUUUAAGUUAGCCGCAGCAUGCUCUACGAUUCUUUCUGUUCCUGAAAUCAAUUAGCCGCAGCAGAGUUUAUUUCCAUUCUUGCGUUCUGUCCUUGGUGAAUCAGCCGCACCAGCAAGAAAGAAAAUCAGAACGGUUUCUAAACUGCACUCCUCUUUCAAUUUUCUCCAAGUUAAUUUAGAUUUCAAACAUUCAUUGUACGACAUGGAGAUCUUGGACUGCUGGUGGAAGAAGCGCAGCCCUAUGUAGAGGAGCCUCCCAAGGGCUGCCAGUUGGUGUACUUAACAGAAGGUCCAUGAGUGAUAUGAGAGCAAAGCAUUUACUUUUGAGGACAAGAGCGAUGAGACGUCCAAUAGCUAUUCUGGGUGUUCUGGUGGGACAAGAUUUUGAUAGCAGAGCGCAGCCAGAACGCGAGCAAGUUCAGGGCAGCAGUCCACACUUCAAAUUAGGCCUCGGGUCACCACACUUCAGAGGACGAACUGUCCAGCUUUAUCCUUCUAGCAUUGAGACCUAAGCUAGAGAAGAGUUUUUCUAGCCGGCAUGAACGAGCAAACUGAGAUCAAUACCAAAAGUGCAUCCAUGUCACCAGAAACUCAAUAUGUGCAGCCCCUAGUACAGCAGCCUUUACUAUGUUUACUCAGAAGUUGAGGGAUUUGAUGCACACCACCUGGACUUCCCAUCACCAGAGUCAUAGAGCCCUCAAAUGCAAACGAGAUCCAAGAGCUAUCAAUCGCAGAGAUUCAAGGUUAUUCAAAGUUUUUCUGGAGGUUAUUCACUGCCGCUUGUCUUGUACGGUAAUCUGCCAACUUUUACUACGCUGUUAAGAAUGUGUAUUUACUCUCAUAUUACUCCUUUGUUGAUUUGUGUUGAUUGUUAUUAUUCUGACUAUGAUGUACUGCCGGGAUGAAAAUCAUUUUUAUUCUUUAACUUGCCCCUAUUAUUUCUGUUUUAAUCUUCUUUGACCUCGAGGGCGAUGUCACCCCUAAGUGUGGGGAGAUUGGUUUGGUUUUAGCUUGGACAUGACAUUUGGUGAUGAAGUUAUUCUGUCCAAAAACAUUUUGGAGUGCACGAGGAUUUUUCUGGUUUAGCAACGCAACAGAGGUAACUUGUUAAUCUUUAUUUUCUUUUGUAAUCUUCCAUCUCCUCCAUCUUUCUUGGAAAGAAUUAGUAAUGGUGUAAUCAUCGGAGUGGUGUGUAUAUUCUUGGGAAAUGUUGGCAUGUUGGAUGGUUUGAUUUGUGUUGAUUAAAUUCGGUUUUUACUCGUGAUUCACUAGUUCGCAUUAAUAAUUCCUUGACUGGCCAGGUGUUGAAAAUCCUUACUCCGUAAGGAGCUCUGCUUUCUAAGCAUAUCGGGAUAACUUCAUGCUAAGUAGGCAACUGAUUCUUGUAAUGGGGUUACACUUCGUGUGUCGAGAAUUUCAUCCCCGAAAUGGGGCUCUGCUCAUCUCACGAAUCACCUUGUGUGAGAGUUGAGUACACAGUAAUGAGAUAAACUCCCAGGCCCUAGAGCUUGAAUCAGUCCUGCAAUCCAGAACCUGGUCAACUUUACAUAUUCAAAAAAAAAAAAAAAAGAAUCACGAGUAUUCCGAGUUUUAUCACACAAUUCUUGGGUUUUUUUUGGAAUGAUUGGUGGUUUGGAUUUCACACACCUGCACCGUUGGGACCAUCAUGCUUUUCUUUACAUUUUAGUCGGUUGGAGAGGGAUUUUACUUUUGAAAAUAUUGUUCAACAUGUGAAUCUUGGUUUCGUUGUUAAGAAAGAAAAGACCUUGUGCAGUCAUUUGUUUUGGGUGUGAAUGAUUUUUGAACCAGGUGUUACAUGUGAUUAUUUUGUUUUCCGUGGGUUUAAUGCAUUGUUGCUUGGGGGCAAGCAACGCUCAAGUGUGGGGAGAUUUGAUAGGCUCGUUCCGUUCCUAUCUUUUCACCCAUAUUUGGGUGUUAAUUUUUUUAUUUUUAUAAUUAACCGAGUGACUAUUGGGGGGUUUGAGUGAAAAUUUGCUAUUUUUCGGUCCCGGUGGCAGUCAUAUUGGAAAUAGUAUUUUUUCUACACAAUUUGACAUUUUUGGAGUAAUUUGAUUGUAAAGUUACAUAUUAUUAGCGGGUGUGGUGAGUUGUUAUUGUACAGGCCGAGUUUGCGGUGAAUAUGUUUGGACCAGAUCAUUUAAGGACUGUUUUUGAAGUUAAGUGCAAUCCAAAAUGACAAAAGAAGAAGCAAUGUUAGCAGCCCAAAAGAAAAAGAAAAAAAAGGAUCAGCUGGGUUUUUCCCUGGAACUGGCAGCCGCACAUUCAUUCAUUCUUUCCUUUUCAUUUUUUUUUAAGUUAGCCGCAGCAUGCUCUACGAUUCUUUCUGUUCCUGAAAUCAAUUAGCCGCAGCAGAGUUUAUUUCCAUUCUUGCGUUCUGUCCUUGGUGAAUCAGCCGCACCAGCAAGAAAGAAAAUCAGAACGGUUUCUAAACUGCACUCCUCUUUCAAUUUUCUCCAAGUUAAUUUAGAUUUCAAACAUUCAUUGUAAGUCAAACAUAUUUUACAUUACUUAGUUUCAGUUUUGAAUUAACUUUCGAAGAUGUUUUUCUGUAGUUGAUAAUUAAGAAUUUCCCAGAGAAUUAUUCUACUUCAAUUUUUCUAGCCCUUAUCAUGCUUAUCAAUAUGAUUGUGAUGUUAAUUUUAAUUAUGAGAAGCUAAUUUCCUAUAGGGUUUGAAUUGGGGCUAGGGUU
This is a messenger RNA of Cuscuta epithymum, 12523 nucleotides long. The record is from the annotation of a GenBank genome assembly. NCBI's taxonomy places the organism in Eukaryota, Viridiplantae, Streptophyta, Magnoliopsida, Solanales, Convolvulaceae.